AUGGAGGACGAGAGUGACGACAAGGACGACACAAAAAGAAAAUCUCGAAACCUGAGUGAGAAGAAGAGGCGAGAUCAAUUUAACUCCCUAGUGAAUGAUUUGAGUGCGCUCAUAUCAACAUCAAAUCGGAAAAUGGAUAAGUCAACCGUACUCAAGUCGACGAUAGCAUUUCUGAAGCAUCACAACGAGGCUACCGAUCGUUCGAAAGUUUUCGAAAUACAGCAAGACUGGAAGCCAUCAUUUCUGACCAAUGACGAGUUUACGCAUCUUAUGCUGGAAUCGCUGGAUGGCUUCAUUAUAGUGUUUAGCGGUAUUGGUUCCAUAUGCUAUGCAUCCGAAAGUAUUACACCACUUUUGGGCUACUUGCCGAGUGACCUAGUGAAUAUGACCAUUUUCGAUUUAACCUACGAAAUGGAUCACGAAAGUCUGCUUAAUAUAUUCUUAAAUCCCAAACCGGUGAUCGAGCCGCUACAGACUGACAUCAACUCAAGGAAUCAAAUUACCUUCUAUUUGCAUUUAAGGCGUGGCGGUAUUGACAAAGUGGACGUCAAUGCGUACGAGUUAGUCAAAUUUGUAGGUUAUUUUAGAAACGAUGUGAGUCCGGAAAGCAUACAAGCACAAAAUACGCUUUCGCUGCCGCGCAUCUUUCAAAUGAAUCCCGGUGCUGAGGUAGACAAGAAGCUGAUUUUCGUUGGCACCGGCCGCAUUCAGACGCCCCAGCUGAUACGUGAGAUGUCCGCGAUCGAUCCCACUUGCAGCGAGUUCACCUCGAAGCAUAGCAUGGAAUGGAAAUUCCUCUUUCUCGAUCAUCGAGCGCCGCCCAUUAUUGGCUACAUGCCGUUCGAGGUGCUUGGCACAUCGGGCUACGAUUACUACCAUUUCGAUGAUCUCGAAAGCAUUGUCACAUGCCAUGAGGAGUUAAUGCAGAAAGGCGAGUGCAAGUCCUGCUAUUAUCGAUUCCUCACCAAAGGACAGCAAUGGAUAUGGCUGCAGACAGAGUUCUAUGUGUCGUACCAUCAAUUUAGCUCGAAGCCAGACUACGUUGUGUGCACACACAAAGUGGUUAGCUACGCAGAUGUCAUACGACAAAGUAAGGAUGGGACAAAAAUGGACAAGAGUUCGUCGAUCAACAAUAGCACCAGCAAAUCAUCAACUAUGACGCUGCGCGACCUCGAGACCAGCAACCCAAGCCUGGAUCCUUCCACACUGUCCGCGAGUGAUAGUGGUAAUGUGAUAUUGAGCAUGUUGAACGAAGCCUCGCCUACGCUGGACACAUCGCCGAUAUGGCCAAAUUCCUCCUCAACCACUGGCAUAACGCCCACCACUUUGAAGACAUCGCGUCCCGCCUCCAGCUAUGGUAACAUUAGCUCCACUGGAAUCUCGCCGACGGCAAAACGAAAACGUUACUUUUCGCACAGGCCUGGCAAUGAAUCUGACUCGACAUCUAUGUCUGCGGAUUCUGUAACUAGCAAGCAAUCGCUUAUGACGCAUUUGAGUUCGAGUCGACAACGCCAUGGUCAUAGCUCGGGCAUGCAAAUGUCUCAGAGCACAACACAUGCACAGCAGCUGGCCGCAGUCAAUCAACAUUCGCUGCCGCAGCAAAACUCAGCGCUGCAAAUGAGCCAAGCGCAAAGCCAACCGAAGAUCAUGCCGAUGCUGCCUCAGCAUACAAUGGCGCAGGCGCAAAUUGUCACGACUAACGCUUGCCAAUUCACGCAGCCCACUUUCCCGCUUCCCAGUUCACAAAUAGUGGGACCAACUUUUCUGGAACCCUCUCAGUACCUCGCCGCGAUACCGGUGCAGCCGGUAAUAGCGCAGUUUCCAGUUGCUCCGGUGCUAUCUCCGCUGCCCAUUAACGUUAAUAUGAACACCGCAACGCCGUGGAAAGCAGCAACACAGACACCGAAUAACGCUUUCGAUCAGCUGCAGAAUCAGGCCGACAUGAUUUCGGGUGCGGUGGUGAUGACACCGACCCAGACGCAGCUGCAGGAUCAGCUCCAGCGCAAACACGAUGAGCUACAGAAGCUGAUUAUGCAACAGCAAGACGAGCUGCGAAUGGUCUCCGAACAGCUGCUGCUAGCGCGCUACAAGCUACUGCAGCCAAUGUUGCCAAUGAAUUAUAAUACGCCCUCCAAUAACAACCGCGGAAGUUUCAACUUUGCCAGCGGCAACGCUAUGGAGCAACAAUUUAAUCAGUUCGGCUUCACGAUGAAUACUUCCGAGCAUCUGCAGGACGCGACAAGUCAGCAAAUGCUGAUGCAACAGCAACAGCAACAACAGCACCAACAUCCGCAGCAGCAACACACUAUGCAACACCUGCCGCAGCAACAACAGCAGCAAAUGCAUAACCACAAUCACCAGCAACAGCAACAGCAACAGCAACAGUCCGCAUUUCAGCCCACCAAUCUGCAUCAUCAGCAACAGCAGCAGCAGCCGAGUCAGCAACAACAAACUGCUCAGCUGCAACACGCGGCAAUCCAGCAGCAGCAACAAGCGCCACAGUCGCAGCUCCAGCAACAGCAGCAAUUAAAUCUCUUAUCUCGCAGUGUACCUGAUCUGGCCCAAUUUGGCCACGAUGACAUCGACGCGUUCUUCAACCUAUCGCCAUUGCCAACUAUGAGCAACACCACCCAGUCGACGCUUAAUCAGCGCAACAACAACAUCAAUACGGUGGGCAGCAGUAGUGGACAACAGCAACAGCAGGCGACGCUAAAUCAGAAUUUCAUUAGCGGUGCCAAUCCACCGCAAACCUCGAAUGACGACUCGCUGCUCACCUACAUGCAAAUGGCCACCGAUGCCAGCCCGACACUCAACUUCCCGAUGAGCAUCAGUGACGAUAGGUCUGAUUCGGCGCAUGGCGAUCGCAUCGACAACAAACUCAUGGGCAGCAAUCAGCCACUGCAAUCAGCGCAACAUCAAAUGCUGGCAACACACCAACAACAGCACCAGCAGCAGCAGCGUACCAACAAUUUCUUUCCCAGUAAUCCAUUCGAAGCGCUCGGCAAUCAAGUGACCACAAAUCAAUUACCAAACGAUCUGGAAAUAUUGCCUUACCAGAUGUCACAGGAACAGUCGCAGAACCUCUUCAACUCGCCGCAGUCCUCGAGAAAUAGUCAAUAACCUUAAGCUUUAGUUUUAGUUAGAUUAUUUGUAGUUGCCUAGAAAUAUUUAGUUGGGUGCGAAUGUGCGAGUGUGCCUGCUUUGUAAAUAGGGAUGUGAGCAAUUUUAGUAAGGUAAAGUUUAAAUGAGCAGUAUUGUGGAUUUCCUGCGGUAAAACGGGUCACCUCCUCCAGUACUUUGUAGUUGGACCCGUUUCAAUGCCCAUAAAUGGUGCAAUUUAUGAAG
Molecule: messenger RNA, 3345 nt
Organism: Rhagoletis zephyria (snowberry fruit fly)
Lineage: Eukaryota; Metazoa; Arthropoda; Insecta; Diptera; Tephritidae
Gene: Clk
Product: circadian locomoter output cycles kaput protein Clock
Biological process (GO): circadian regulation of gene expression; regulation of transcription by RNA polymerase II
Cellular component (GO): nucleus; CLOCK-BMAL transcription complex; cytoplasm
Molecular function (GO): protein dimerization activity; DNA-binding transcription factor activity, RNA polymerase II-specific; RNA polymerase II cis-regulatory region sequence-specific DNA binding
Source: RefSeq, a predicted model, not a curated record